UUUAGCUUCGCUCAGAGGGAUCAUGGGAAUACAUGUGGACGGAGGGAAAUUCGAAAUAUUUCAUAAAAACUGUACAUUACCGUACCUAUGUAGUUCAUUUUACUCGUGCCCAGUUGUAUGUAUGUGUGUGUAACAAGACAGAGGACUGAGAUGCGGUUUAGAGGCACAUUACGGCGUUUGAAUGGUGGAAUUAACCUAGCUAGCUAACUUAAGCUAGCCAGUUAUACUGGAACAUAAACAAGAAGACAGCACACAGCAGUUAUGCCUAGAUGAUUCCUCUAUAAUCAAUUACGGGACAUUUGCGUUUCCUCAAAAAUGGAGUUGAAGUUGGAAGUUGUCCUGUCAUCCAGCAUCAAAAGAAAGAAACCAUGGCCGCGAUUCUGCUGGCUUGGUCAGGAGAAGGAGGCUGUCUUCCUGUUGGAUGACAAGCGAAUCAGUGAAAUCAACAUGGUGACUGGUCGCACUAAGAAAAAGACCCCUAAACUACAUCCCUUGCUCAAUACUGUGGUCACUAUGGCAGCAUCUCAGACAGGUGCAUGGCUUGCUGGACUGCUGGUAUCAGGGGAGCUGUUUCUAUGGAACAGGGAUAAGGAUUGGUUGAAAACUGCUUCAGCAGUGCCAGAAGUAGCACAACUGAUUGCUUCUGUUAAAGGGAGUGCUCCCCGUUUAGCCCUCCAUGUCUCAGGGGACGGGAUGCGUGUGGUUCUUGCAGCAGCUACAGGGCACAUAUACCUGUGGGAGUGUGCUGACGUCAGGGGUCUGAACGGGGUGCGAGAUGGGGUCGUCAGGGGACGCUGGGCACACAUACAGCCCGCUGAAGAUGCUGCUCUGCCUUUGCUCAAAGAUAAAGAAGCAAGCCAGCAAGGCAUCUUUGUCAAGAAUGAGGCUGUUGGUGAUAUCUUCUUAUCAGCAUGGGUGUUCACAUCUGGGGACAAGCUAACCAUCACCUUCCUGAAAAUCCGAUGGGAGGAGGUGCUGGCGAGAGAAGUUUGUGGUGUAGAUUACAGCGUCAAGUGGGCCACCAAGACGUACCCCAUGGCCAGUCUCACUCCGCCCUGUAAGCCAGUGAAGUCCAGAGGGGCACUGGUGCCGACCCUGUCCCCUGAUGGUCGACUGCUCGCUGUAGCCUUAAACCAGAGAGACCCCAGGGCUACACAGGUUCUCUUUGUUAGCACACAGAACUUUGUGUCAAUAGCCAGAGGAUUAGGCGGAUGUGGGAGCAAGAACUUGACUAUCCCUUCUAAAUAUUUAAGAUCCUACUGGGUGGGCAGUGUGAGCUGGUCUCCCACAGGGCUCUUCCUGGCUUGUGUUCUGAAGAGAGGGUCCCUUCUCAUGCUGGCACGGCUCGGGGAGCUGCUCAGUCUGUCCAGCUCCGGCUGCAACGUCGACUUUGGGCCCGCCCACUUCCUACCACUGCACCCUCUGGUCACCUACAGGCCGCCAGAGUCCUCCCGGGGAGCGGAGGCCUCUCUCUCCAGCUCCAGCGUGUCCUUCUGGGACGUCCUGAGGCAGCGCUUCUCCGUGACCUGGCACCCCCGGCUCUUCUACCUGGUGGUGUCCGACGGCUACAUGGUCACGGUGCUGCGGCUGCUGGACCGGGCCACCCCGGCGCUGCUCAUGACCGGCCUGCUGCAGGAGGCCAGCAGGGACAUGGAGGGCACCGUCCAGAGGCUGGAGAAGACCCAGACAAAUAUUAGGGCGUGGUUGGACUCUGUGUCAUGCCUGGGCAGCCAGAAGGAGGAAAUGGAUCCCUCUGUUAAGUCUGGACCCAAUACGCUCCACUCUAAGGCACCUUCACCGGCCCAUGCCAGCUCUCUACCUCUCUUCCUGCAGGACCAGGGAACCAUGAGUGACACUCGCGAGCUACUUCACAAAGCACAGGCUUUUUUCGAGGACGACUCCGAUGUCGACGUGCGUGCGGCCGGUUCGCACCGGGAAGACGGCGGCGUAUUAGAGUUCGCCUCCAUGUUCGACACGCUCCACGCCAGGCCGCGCCCCCACUCGACCGGGUCCUUCGGGGGGCCCGCGGAUCCGCAGGAUGACCCACCGGCGACCUGGGACUCCUUCUCAGCCACCUGCCCAGAGAAGAAGACAUCUUGGUCUAUGAGGACCCUGGGGGGGGUCAAGGUUCACCUGCUGACCGCCUGGGCUCUUGGGCUGUCUCUGGGAGGAGCGUCUGAGGAGCACCAGUACCUCCUGACCCACACCGUCCGCCUUGUGCUACGGCUGGCCGCCUUGCUUCAUUAUACCGCCAGCACCACAUCCAGCACUGGCGUUUGCGGCAGCUCUCGCGUCUCACAGCUUUUCAGUGCCUUCCUUGUGUUCCUCUCCUGGGACGCGUUCCACCCCGGCGGUCAGAGUCGCCUGGCGUCGGUGGUGGAACUCACCCACAAGCUGGCACAUCUGCUGCUGUCCCCGCUACCCGAUGCCUGGCCCAAGGGUCGCUCCGGCUCCCAGUUCUCGUCCCAGAGCAUAUCCAGCGCCCUGCGCGUUGUGCGGCAGGGGGCAGACAGUCUAGACCACGCCUACACUCUCCAGCAGAGACAGGUCUGGGCGUCUGCACCUCAGGGCUCCGGUAAGGACAGACCCACAGAGCUCUGGUCUUCUGAUGUUUACCGUGUGCCUCUCCUACAAGACUUGAACGACGGGGGGACUGAAUUCAGUCAGUCGCUGCCCGUUCCUCAACGGCCGUCUAGCAGGCUGCUGGGGGCGUGGCAGUGGCUCUACAGCAUCACCCAGCGCUACGUGGAGGAGCUGCAGGGCCUCGCGGGCUGCGACGGCUGGGCGGAGGAGCAGGGCCGGGCGUCCGUCGUGCUGUCCCAGAUUCAGGAGGCUCUCCAGGGCACAGGGGCCAGGCUGGAGGACGGACGGGCCCUGCUCAGCUGUCAAGGAGAACGUCACUUCUUGUUUGGGUCGUACGCCGAGAGCGCAGACGCGUGGAGGUCAGAGAUGUGGACCGAGAGGAACAUAAGUAGUGAACGCAGCGUGUUCCAGGAGACGCGGCUGUGCCUGGCCAUGCUGUACGGACUGCUGUUCCAGUACCGUCUGAGGGAAGCCCAGGCCCUGGGGGACCGCAUGGCCCGGCUGGUGAUCGACCCUACCCCCCACCGCCCGCAGAGCACUGACCCCACAGAAGGCGGGGCCCAGUGGGAGUCCUGGCUCCCGGCGGACCUCCACCGGGACGCGGCCCGCGCGGCGGUGCAGACCCUGGGGAGGUUCAUGGCCUCCUACUUCACCAACCAGCCCCUCUGCAUCCUGCCGCCGCACAGCGUGGAGCUGCUGCCUCCGCUCCACCUGCCUCACGAGCCCUCCCUGGGUCGUCUGGUGCCCCUGUGCCAGGAGAGGGUCUCCCGGGCGGUGAGGGAGCAACACGUGUCUGACGUGUGGACGGUGGACUACGCCCAGGACCUGCUGCUCAUCGGCGGGCUGCUGCCCGAGGCCGUGUGGCUGGCCGACCGCCUCGGAGACUGGAAGACCGCCGCCUCGCUCAGCCUGGCUUAUACCAGCUACCGGGACGAGCACUCUCCCGGGGUGUGGUUGAGAGAACUCCAUUUCCCAGCAGCCUUAGAGACAGGAAGUAUUUUUCAGGAUCAGCUGGAUUUUCUUCUCAGUCGAAACGCAGACUCAAAUGAGACCGAAGGAGGCUGUUCCCCGGAGUGGUCGGAGGGCGAGGACUGGGACGUUGUGCAGGACUCGGUGCAGGAGAUCCUGAAGGCCUCUGUCAUGGCCGGGGUGGACGUGGUCUCAGGGCUGCUGUCUGACCUCAUGGAGUCGGCUAAGGCCCUGUCCUCCUGUCUGCCUGCCCUGGUGCCCCAGGAACUCUACCUCCCUGCCCCUCCACUGUACUGCCCCCAGCCCGCCUCUAACACACAGGACCCUGCGGGGACGGGGGGCCGUCCCUCGGAGGUCCCCUCCCGUCACAGGGUCUCCGCCGUGCUCCAGAGGCUGCUGCUGCUGCUGAGGUCCGCUCGAUGCUGCCGCCCCGCGGCCCAGUGGUACAUCAGCCAGCUGCGACGCGCCAGGCACCUCCAGUACAAGAUCAAGAAGAAGUACGGCCACCCGUGUGCUGCUGAAGAGGAGGGGGUGCUCCCAGAGGGGCUGGGGAACCUGGUGAACCGCGCUGGGUUCUUCAGGAAAGGCCCCCAUAGAGACGGCCAGCUGGACCCCGUCACCAUCCAGACUAUAAGCUGCUUCAGGGACCUGUGUGGGCUCUGCUGGCUGCUUCACGUCAGGGACCAGCUGUCUAUAUCCUGUCGGAGGUAUCAGGCAGCAAGGCACGCGCAGAGAGACUCACAGGAGUUUGACGACCCUGAGAUGAUCUCUUCCUGCAUGGAAGCGGUCCACUGGGCCUGCAGACUGCUGCCCUUCUCUCGCUUCCUCAACGCAGAGGAGAUGCUGCAGGACGUCCUGCUCAGCCUUGUGUCCGAACUACCGCCCCUCUCUAUGGUGGCAGACACUCUGGUCCGGGCGUUCCCAGCAGAAGAGGAAUCGGUGCGGGUUCCUCUGAGGGAGAAAUACCACUCUCUGCUGGAGAGACUGAAGAACUGCACAGUGCUUGGAGACCCCGGGGAGUCGAGCAGUGAGGUCAUGAUGGUCACGCUCCAAGUCAAGAGGAGGCAGAGGAGGAAGGACCUGCAGCGCCUGCAGAGACACCUGGCCCCGCCCCAGCUCUUCCUGUGGGAGAGGGAGGAGGAGGAGGACAACAGAGGUGGAGGAGGAGGAGGAGGAGGUGGAGGUGGAGGAGGAGCAGGGGGAGGCGGCCGGGGAACGGCCCUCCCGGGGCACCUCUCCCUGGGGACCAGUCUAAGUGCCAGCCCCCUGACGGACCGGGGGCAGCCCAUGGUGUACAGCGACGGAGACACGGCGGAGAACACAUCAGAAGCUCUGUCUACGGACCUGCCGUCCACCACCACCGCCAGCAAACGCGUACAAGACAGCGUCAAAGCAAAGAAAGCUCCCUCCAAGACGCACAAGGUCCUCCGAGCGGAGCGGGACAGGGUCCCGGGCCCCUCCAGGCAGCCCGAGGCCCCCCAGCCAGAUCCUGACCGCCCCGCCUUACCCACGGUCGGCACCUGGGAGUUUGAGCUGGACGACGAGGAGUACCCGCGUUUCCUGGAGCUCUUCCUCAGCUACGUGCUGGAGAAGGACGGCUCCGGGGCCUCGGGGGGCGAGGACGUCUGCGAGCUCCCCCUGCUGCAGGGCUUCACCGCCCCACUGCGGGAGCGCGAGCUGCACUCCCUCACCUUCGACGUGCUCUCCACGCUGCGCCGCCGCCAGCGGGACGGGGGCCACGCCGGCAGGAAGCCGCCCGGGACGGGCCCCGACGGGCCCCGGCCCGUGUUCAGGGCGGGACACUGUUACAGAGCCGCCCCUGUUCACGAGGCCGCCCGAUCGGAGCCGCCGUCCUCCGUGGCCUCCACCCAGCCGUCCGUGGCCGCUCUGCCCGGGCUGAGCCCUGGGAGGCAGCAGGGUCUGUUCGGCCUCCAGCAGCAGCAUCGGAAGGCUUCUCCAGCUCCAGGGUGGAGCACCAUGGGGGGUAGCGUACGCUCGGCCCUGAGCCCCAGACAGAGCGACGUUCCCUGGGAGAACCUGUCCGAGAGCUGGGCCUUCGGCACGCCCGUUUCCACGGAGAUACGGGCGGAUCUGCAGCACGGCCUGGACUCCAAGUUGGAGGCACAGUUCCCCGAGCUGGGCCGCCUCUUGGAGUGGAUGGUCCGCUGGGCCAAUAAGAGGACACCGCUCGGAAACCAUGGCAUGAUGAAUAGGAAGAAGAAGAAGAAGAAGAGCGGACCAGAGGAUGGAAGCCCUGACGGAGGGGCGUCUGACGGCGGGGUGGUGAUCCGGGUCCAGGCGUCCGCCCCGGCCGUGCUCACGGCGCUCAGCCUGCUGGAGCUUAGGCGCUCCGCUGCCCUCCUCCCGCGCGCCGACCCCGCUCCCGGGCCCCCGCGGACCCCUGUGGCAGAGCCACACGUCGGCUCGGCCCCGGCGCUGCUGCCCGAGGCGGGCUGGAAGCAGGAGGGAGAGGGCAGCGUGGACACGGGCUACCCUGGGUCGACCCACACCCCGGUCACAAUCCCGGAUGCCCGGCUGAUGCCUGUAGAAGACCCGUCGUUCGCAUCAGAAGAGGUGACGGAGACGGGGGCUUCUCGAAACACAACGGACCCCACCGCCCAGGAAGCUGUAACCUAUGACUCUGAGAUGGGGACGAUGACAUCACAGCAGCCCUCACUGUGUGACCAUGUUGUAGCUGAGGAAGGAGAGCCCAGCAGUGCCAGUCAGGACACAAGCGCCCUGUCUGUUCUUUCUGUUGAUAAGCUCUGUGGUAACACCCAAUCACUUGAUACAGUUCUGAAACUGGAGGAUCUUCGUUGUUCGGAGAGAGUCGGGGAAGCAUCCGGUGCAACUUCACAUGCUCCCAGCAUCCCCGCCGGGCCAGGAGCGCCCAGUGAGCCCGAGCCUCCAGCCGUCCCCCCAGUGAAGGAAGCCCAGGGUGGGCCUGCACCACCUCGGCCCUCCGACCGGCCCACCCCGCUCACCGUCGAUCCCCCAGCUGACCCUCCUCCUCGCCCUCAGCCCUCGCAGUCCUGCGGAACCGCGGCUCCCCCCCCCGUCGCCAUGGUGACCAACGACCCUCCAGCCCCUCAGGCUGAGCCUGUGAGGCAGCUCGUGAACGAUGAGCUCUUCAGGAUGGUCCAGUUGCAGCAGAUCAACUUCAUGAGCCUCAUGCACAUGGUGGGCUCCACCUUCGCCAGCCUCCCCUACAUGCAGCUGGCCCAGUCUAACGCACUCCCGUCGCAACCGUCAGCGGCUCAGCCCGGCCCCUUCCCACCCCCUCAGCCAAACACCUUCCUCCCUCCGGUCCGCACCGACACCUACGAACAGCUUCAGACUCAAGCUGGCGUCCCACUGCGCUCUGGACGCAGCGAUGUUCUGCCCAAUCUGGCAUCCACUCACAAUGCUUCAGCCGGGCCGGAGCCAGACAGGCGGACGGACCAUUCUUCCACUUCCAGGAAUCAUCCCGGCAACAUCGACAGCGCAGAGUCGAUGCAGCCGUUGAGGGUACAGGCCGAGGCCCCAGGAAGUCCUCCGGGAGAGAGUCGGCGGUUGACCCAGACCUCCCAGGGGCCACAGGCCACCCUCGACCGCGAAGAACCUCUCCCCUCCAUCCCCAUGACUUCACCCUCUGACCUCGACACCACCAGCCACGGCACUCCCUCCCUCCUCCACCCGGGGCUCAAGCUGCUCCGUCUUCCCCCUCCGCCCGAUUCCCCCGUCCGACAGGCCUGGGCGCCCGAGGCUCCAAACAUCGGCCCUCCCCACCCCGACCGACGCGCAUGCGCCGAAGACCGGGCAGCCUCGUUCUGGGCAAACGAAGAAGAAGAAGCAGGAGACGAAGAGGAAGUGUUGUUUGCUCCACCAGCACGCCACAGUCAAUCUUCAGCCAUGGGCUCUGGACGUAGGAGAACCCGGGCGUCAGGGCCCUACUCCAGGACCUCCCAGAGGGCAGAGAUGUCACCGCUUCCCCACCCUGACCUUCCAGCCCGCGGGGCCCCGCCGGUGGCAGGGCUCCGCCUGCUCAGCUGUCACUCCCCGACGGCCCCCACCCCAACCGCGUUCCCCCAAGUCGCCCGACCGUCCACCCACAGACCGGUCAGCACCCUCAUCCCUGCUUUCAGCCAACCACCACCGCCACCACCCACUAUCCAGCUGCUAUACAUCGACCCUGAACCAAGAACGGUGUUUCCCCGCUCCACUCCUGCACCCGAAAUCAACUAUGUGGACCUUCUGCAGGACCUGAGGAGACUAGACCCUGAGGUCAGGACCCCGUCAGGCCUCCAGCUGAUCUCAGCGAACCCACCACCAGAGAACCGAAGCGCAGCAGCGCUCCUUGACGUCUCGCUCUCUUCCCGCAAAACUAGGAGUAGAAAGGACAGGGCGAAGACCGGAGAGAAAGUCACAUUCAGACCGGAGGAGUCGAUCAUUCCCACCCAAGAGCCAAACGAUGGACGUGCCAGUGAUCAGUCUGCAGUUGGCAGAGACUUGGCUGUUCCCUUUGAUGAUCCCCUGCUUGUGGGUCAGAGGUUAAUGGACAAGGCCUACGCCACCUCAGCAGAGCUCCACGCCUUUGCCUCCACACACAAGAGCCCGCCAGAGAGCCAUGACGCCUUCACCAACACGGAGCCCGCUGGGCAGGCUAAACUUGUGGAUAAAGCUGUAUCUGCAAUUGCUUCAAACCCUGAAUCACAACGGCCUUCAUUGGUCUCACCACCAGAGGUGUUGAUGAACCACUGGCUACCCAGAGAGAGCCCUGUCCGGGACACAGAGGAGAGCCAGAAGGGACCCCAGCAGAACCAGGAUUCGCCCGGCCGGCAGUUCCUGAACGUAGUGGACCUGGAGGAAGAGGAGGAGUCUCCGCUCAGAGGCCCCGCCCCCGGGUCCCGCCCCAGGUCCCAGCAGGACAUACAGCACCCGGCUCCCUCUGCAGCCCAGCUCCACCUCAUCGCAGCCGCCGUCGUGAGCAACGCCGCCGCCGCCGGGGCGAGGACCUCAGACACACCCGCCGGGGAGAUGGCUGAGACCGUACCUCCACCAGAUCUCCCAGACCCCCCUCUCGUCACGUCCACCGGCGAUCGUGUGACGGACGCUCUACUCCAGGGCUGGCCGGGUCCCCCUCACACCGCUAGGGCCCCUGAACCACAGAGCCCCGGGCCCCUGGGGGCCUCGACCGGGCCCCUGGGGGCCUCGACCGGGCCCCAGGCGGCUCACUUCUCCAGCUGCCUGACGGAGAUGGACGCCCAGCUGGCCGCGCUGCAGAGCAUCGCCGACCACAUGGAGACAGAGUUCGUCCACUCCAGGAUGUUGGUGCCCACCAUCGACACAUUGACUCCGGUCUCGGCUCAGGGACUCGAAAGCAAGAUGACCCAGAGCAAAACAGUCAGCCUCUUCCUCCCAGACAAAGCAUGGCGGUCACCCUCUCGUGCUAACAAAGAGAAUAUGUCUGAAGGAAGGCAGCGAGGACGCCGUGAAAGUCAGACCGACUCAUCAGCUGCUAAGAGACAGUCUCUCUCUCUCUCACCCCUGUCUCCGAACACCCAUAGAGGAGCUCCGUCCAGCCCUCGUACCCCUACAAGCAUUAAAGACCACAAGUUCCCCGAGGCAACCAGGAUGUCGGUGGACAGCAGUCUGGGGCUCAGCGGGCUGAGUGACAUGACUGAUAUCCUGGGGGAGCUGGUGAGGGAGGGGGCCCUCUCGCCGUCUGACCUGGAGGUGUCCCACGCCCAAGCUGCUCGUCUCCACGGACUGCAGCGUCAGCAGCAGCUACAGCGAGCGGAUUGGUCGCUGCGGAGCCGUGCGGCCGAUGACCGGGAGAGCGGGAAGGAGCUGCGGACCUGGAUGAAGAGGAAGCAGCGAGAGAGACAGGCCACCUACCAGAAACAGCGGGAUGAGAUGAGGCAGCGGGAACACCGGCCGUUUGCCAGCGCCAAACCACUGAAUACCACUUUCACUUUCCAGGCUGCGGUCAAGAAAAUCAAAGAUGAUAAAGAGAAGGUGGUGCUUCUGGAGCAGUACAACCAGAGGACCAGGGAAGCCUGUCUGUUGGUCAGUGAUCUGCCGCCAGCUACGUUGACCGUGCCCAGCGCCGCUCGGACAGGAAGUGCUCUCUCCCCCUCUUUUAUGCAACCCGCUGCAGCACACAUCUCCGCAAGUUCAAGACCCAGACCCAAGGACCAGUCAAGACCAUCACAGCCCCUCUUUUAUCCCUGGGAACAGCCUGUACAGAAACAAAGAUGGCGAUCAUCUUUCGAGAACCAGCAGAGAUUUGGACUACAUAGACCAGUGAGCACCCUGCCGAAGGACCGUCUGUCUCAGGUGACCCGGCGCGGUAUGAUCAGCGCCAAUCAGGGCCGAGCACCGCACAGGGAAGGCCCAAUCAAAUCGGCGAUGAACAGAUCUCCUUCCAGAGCGCCCGCUGCUGGAUGGAGAGAGAGGAGAGACGAGAUGGAGAGAGAAGAGAGGGAGGAGAUGGAGAGAGAAGAGAUUGAGAGAGAGGAGAAUGAGGCAUCAAGCUCAUGGGGCCCGCCCCUGGAGAUCCCCAGACACCUGAAUGUGAAGGAGCCUAAAACAGGUCUGGCUGGGCUGUCUGAAGAUGAGGAGGAGGCGGAGGAGGAAGGAGCCGAAGGGAUGUCUUGGUUGGAGAGGCUCUCUGACACUGACACAAGUAACCUCAGCAAGAUCGACUGGGCUGAGAUUGAAAGACUGGUAGCCACAGAGGAAAUUUGAAGAAUACUUUCCAAAGUGCUUUCAUGACUUAUAAUUGUCAAGCCUUAGUACACAGACUUUUUGUUAUUUAAAAAUAUGUGCCUUUACACAAGCACCGCCUCAACACAUUUUUGGAAUUGCCUAUUUAUAAGGUAAUUUAGGCUUGAUAGAUACAGCAAGAUAUGAGUUUGUUCUACUGCAAUGCAGUAUGUUAUCAUUUUAUAUCUGUCGGCUUAUUUUAGGUCAUUGUGUGACUAUUAUUUGUUUCAGUAAAGUGAUUAGGAGAGAAUAUUUUGUAUUUUUAUAAUUUAUUUGUGAAUAAAAUUUUGUUGUACUAAAAUCGUUUUUUUUUUAUUCAUCAUCAA
This is a messenger RNA of Gadus morhua (Atlantic cod), 10625 nucleotides long. It is a transcript of the gene cplane1, whose product is annotated as ciliogenesis and planar polarity effector 1. Gene Ontology annotation, biological process: cilium assembly. NCBI's taxonomy places the organism in Eukaryota, Metazoa, Chordata, Actinopteri, Gadiformes, Gadidae. The coding region runs from base 316 to 10281 and encodes 3321 amino acids. Gene Ontology annotation, cellular component: ciliary transition zone. The transcript has 51 exons. The record is from RefSeq and is a predicted model, not a curated record.